ACAAUUCCACCACCCUCGUGGCCGAGAACGACGGGGAACACGCCCUUACGGCAGACACUGCAUGAGCUGCUAGAGAACGUGUCUGCGAUGGUCGCUGCGUACCUCGGGAUCCUUGCCGCUGCGGGUGUACUCGUCCGUGUGGCAGAUACCUGCACGGUCGGGGAUGAGUUCUGAAUAGCGGACUGAUCGGCAGGAUGCCUCACCUGUGUAGAGGAUCUUGAUGCGGACUUCGUGGGCGCGCGGGGGCGCGACCUCGACCUCCUCGAGCUUGAGGGGCUCGCCUGCGCCCCAGCAGACGGCGGCCUUGCACUUGAUGACUUGCCCUGCGGUGGACAUGGGUGUUGUGAGAAAGGAGGACGGUGUGAGGGGCGAUGUCUGCCUGGGUGGUUUAUAAGGCGGGCGGGGCGUUCUUCCGUGGCCGGGACUUAUCACUUGAUCAUCGCCCGUCUGGAGUCGGGAGGGGCAGGGUCGCUCAGGCGGUCAUCCGCGCCAUCUCGUGUACUCUCAUGUCUUUUCAGAACAUCUACUACAAGCGGGCGGUCGCCACCGCGCGCCCGUGCUAUGUCUGCCGCAAACCGUCCACGACCGUCCUCGCGACAAUCCAGACCGUAGACUUCCUUUACACAUGCGACACACAUCUCUCAGACCCCGGGUUCGCCAGUCAGGUGGGCCAGGCGAGCGACGGCGUGGGGGCCGGUGGCGCGAAGAUGGGUCUUAGCCCGGACGAGAUAGCCAAGGUGAAGCAGGAGUGGGAGGAACGGCAGAAGAAGCACGAGAAGGACACGAAAGAGAAAGAUAAGGACGGGGACGAGGGCGACAAAAAGUCAGAGUCGGCGGGGGACAAGGGCUCCCAGAGUCCGCCCAAGGCAACCGGCUCAGCAUCAUCUACAGUAGCCAGUCCUCCUAUGAAACCCUCGCAUGAGCGAUACGCCCUACACCGCGACAUCUUCGCCUUGCGGCUCGCGGAGCAUCGCAAACGAAGACAGGCAGCUCAGGCUAAGGAGCUUGCACCACGGCUUCCAGGAGCCCCUCGCGCAACCCUGCCGCCCGCUGCUUGACGAUAGCAUCCACAUGCGUGCUGAGCGCGGAGUUCUUGCUUUCGUAAGUAACCGCUGUUCUUAAUUCGGAAGUAUUCGGAGAGUAAUGCGCCUAUCCAAACCUUUUGUCUGUCAGAUGUUGCUGUCGUUCACUCUUCCUCUUGCUGUGUCACCACGGACGGACUGUACGGGUAAGAACCGAAUUCCCUCGACUGUGUCUCGCAAAUAUAAUCCUGGACAGACGCUCCGGUGUAAAGGGCGAG
This is a messenger RNA of Rhodofomes roseus, 1300 nucleotides long. Its product is annotated as DUF1742-domain-containing protein. The coding region runs from base 372 to 1058 and encodes 228 amino acids. NCBI's taxonomy places the organism in Eukaryota, Fungi, Basidiomycota, Agaricomycetes, Polyporales, Fomitopsidaceae. The transcript is spliced from 2 exons. Gene Ontology annotation, cellular component: endosome. Gene Ontology annotation, biological process: vacuolar transport. The record is from RefSeq and is a predicted model, not a curated record.